GUGACCCUGCCACCUCAUCGUGUCUCCAGUCAUGUGGGCAUUAGUGGCAAUCAUUCCGGAUCGCACCAUGCGCCUUCAGUAUGAUGCAGCCCGCUCUGGAAUACGGCUGGAAACAUGGGAGUCGGGCUGGAAUCGUUGGACCAGCGGCUGAAAGAUUUCGCCAUGCAGAAUUUGGACAGGAAGCUGCGCUGUUACAGCGGACACCAGUUGCGGCAGGACCUGAAGAAAUGCCUGUUCAAAGUACAUCACGAGUUUCGCACGGGUAAAGCCAAAGCCAAAGGCAAGGGGCAGGUGGAUACUGAGCCAAGUUGGAAGCCUCCCUCGUUUGACAAGAGCCAAGUUCGUUUGCUGAUAUUCCGAGAUGUUGAGCCCCAGGGGAAGAAACUCCUGUUUGAUUCCAAGGCCAUCAGAGUUGUGCAAGAUAACGAUGAGUCUGACAGUCCGUGUCGAGUGUUUGGGGCGGGAAAGUUCGCCCAGCCUGUCACUCGUCAGUCCAGUAAGGAUGGGUCAACACCACAGGGCGGUACUGGCUUCAAGUAUCAGUACCUGAGACCAGGAUCAGAUGUCAAGCUGUUGGGAGAAAUGAUGUUUGGAUCCAUCGCGCUGUCCUACCAGGGUUCUACCUUAAAGAUCCACAACAUCAGAGUUCCUCCACAGCUGAUGCUGACCAAAGUCUUCACAGUUAAACCAGUCAAGGAGGCUUCGCUAGAGGACAGUUGUGACAGCCAGGACCUUCUGACAGGACCGAAGACCAUCCUGAACCUGUCUAACCGCUCCAGUGGCAGUGCCUCCGUGGCCCACAGUAUGCCCAUGGCAGUACCCAAAUCACCAGGCCCCGAGAACCAGAGGGAAGAUGAUGACAGUGGCAUUGUGGCAUCAGCUGCAUCUAACAGCAGCCUGGUGACCCCGUUCCCCUCCCCAAGCUCUUCCUUCUCUAGCACAAACUCCAACAGUUUCCACCGACGCUUCAUGCGCAGCCAGGCCACCAGUAUGGAGUAUGGGCUCAUGCGAAGAUGUUCAGGGGACUUCUCUGGAUUCUCCAACAACGAUGACUCGCUGUCGUCCCCUCCCUCCUCUGGGUGCAGUCGAGGCCGGAGUCCAAAGAUCGGCGUCGCUGUAAUUAUCUCACUGCCUGAGUCUGACGAGGAGAGCAGCAGACAAUUCCAGAAGUUUUUCUUCUCCCACUUCACCCUGCUGGAAACCCACAUGCACAAGCUGAGGAUGGGAGUGGAGCGCGCGCUGAGGAAAACUUCACAGUACUUCAUACAGAGGUGUAUAGAGGCAUUAGACACAUUCCGCGAGGAUGUGUGGCACCUGUACACGGCAGUGAGAAUCCAGGAGCCCGUCUGGCUCAACAUGAUGUCUUACUCCAAGCAACGACGGCAACUGGUCGAACACUUCCUACAGGAACUCAUCGUCACCAUGGACCACUGUAACAACAAAACCAACAACUAUUUCCUGAGCACAUUGCUGACCGCGGUGCUGACUCAUCACCUGGCGUGGGUUCCCACGGUUACACCGGCAGGUGCCACGCCCCCCAGCAGGACAUACCUGGACAAACACUCAUCAAAAACGCUGGACAUGCUAGCCAAGACCCACCCCUAUAAUCCACUUUGGGCACAACUCAGUGACCUGUAUGGUGCAAUAGGCUACCCCAUCAAACUCGCGCGGACGGUGGUGACUGGGAGGAAGGCAGAACUCGUCAAUCGGCUUCUCUACCUGCUCAGCUACUUCAUUCGCUGCAGUGAGGUCCAUGAGAAUUCGGAGGAACGUGACGAAACAGGAGAAAGUGCGGGGAAACCCGAGCUCCACUCGUGCCUGGUGUGUGGGGAGGAGAGCGGUGCUGAGUACGUUCUCGUGUCAAAAGAGGAGGAAGGUUUCGCUUCCAUGAUCGACACUGGCUGUUCUUCCGACGCAGACGAAGCGAACGACAGACGGAUGCCCGACGCAGCCAACAGGCUGACUCCGCAGAGGAGAGACUCGAACGAGAGUAACAACAACACUGUGGUGUGUCGGGAGUCUCCUACUGAACUGCAGGAGGCCAGGCUGGAAAACGUCUCACACGUGCAGAGAAUUUCCCCAAGAUUCGAGAGGACGUCGGACACGUUAGUUGAUGCAGCUAGCAGCAGCGUGCUGUCAGUAGGUAAGGAGGGCGGCAUGGUGUCACCAACACGGCAACUAGACGAGCAAGAGAGGUACAGAUACGCCAGGAUGGCUUCUAAAGAAGGGAGCAUCAGCAUGCUAGAUGAGUAUUUUGAUGGAGAGACUGAAGCGAAAACGAUGGACGACAUUCAGGACGAGUUGAUCAGGCAGUCUCAGGAAGAACAGAGGACGGCCUGUGAUGGACACGGAGAAUCAGACAGGCACUUGGAGGAUGCGCAGAGGACUGCCCUGUCAGACUUAUCCAGACCUGUAACGUUAGAAGGAAUAGACAUUUGCGAGGUAGAGUCGCAUGGAAGAGCGUUGCUCUCUCCUGACGCCCUCAGCCCUGUCGACGAAGUGCCUACACCUGUUGUGUCGUGCGCGGGCACACCUGUUGUUGUUUCACCUGUAUCAGGUGCUGCAACACCUGCCACGCUCUCCCCAAGAACUUCCCCUGCGCCCACAGUGGUUCCCAAGGAAGGUGCGGUAAUUUCCACACAGGCUUUCACGGACGCCAUGUUUGAAGGCUCCACUGAUAGUACAAUCACAAACACUAGUUUUACCACUAGCUGUGAGAGUGCUCGGACUGCCACGCAAACACCUGUGCAGGUGGAGCAGACGGAGCAAACGGAUGGAGUUUUCAGUUGGAAAGAGGGAGAGGAAGAGGAGGCUGGGGUGUCUGACUUGCCGGAUAGGAAAAUGUCCUAUUGCAGUUCUCAUGGAGAUCAACAGGAGGCUCUGCCAGAUGACCUCCCCAUGCCAAGGUCUAAAUCAGUGCAGAAUCCUCAGCAGAGAUUGGAGUCUAACUUCGGAAGGUCUCUCCUAGCUGGCUACAGUGAGAAGUACCUUCCCGACUUUGUCCUGCUGGGGACGGGUGAUGCUGACUUCAGGCAGCAGCUACAGACAGACCUGCAACUUGCCACACAGACAUCAGUUCUCGACGAACCAAUCGCAGAGGCCGUCUGCAUCGUGGCGGACACAGACAGAUGGACUGUCCAGCUGUACUCCAGCCAGAAGAGGGGCGACAAGCCUGCUGCUGAUGUCAUGGGGUCAUCUCAGGUCAGCGGUAUCCUGCAGUCCGUGGCCAACCUGUACAGACUCAAGAUGCCGGCCGAGUUUUGCCUGAUGCAUCUUGAGGACCGUCUCCAGGAGUUGUUCUUUAAGAGUAAGAUGUUAGCGGAGUACCUGAGAGGUCACACAAGGGUCACCAUCAAGGAGCUGUCAGCGUGCGUGGGGAUUGAGUCGAGCGACCUUCCUCUGCUGACAGCGGUGGCCAGCACCCACUCCCCUCACGUGGCCAUGAGUCUGGUCUGAACCACUCCAAACCAGACCAAACCGGUUGCAGCUGGAUUGAACCAGUCCAAACUGCUUAAAGCUGGAUCAAACCAGUCCAAACCAGUUGAAUCUGGAUCAAACCGGUUACAGCUGGAUCAAACCAGUCCAAAACCGGUCACAGCUGGAUCAAACUGCCUGCUGCUAUGUGCCUCGUCUGGACAAGUCCAAACUUCUUCCAGCUGGAUCCAACCACUCUCCCAUCUCCAAAGUAUUGUUAAGCUUACAGUAAUACGACUCUUGUACAUCUUUACCAUGUAAACUACUGUAUAUCUACUAUGUGGCCAGGUUUUAUUUUGUACAAAGCCUGGUUUGUUGGUAAAAAAACAGUUGGUACUGAUACACUGGACACACUGUACAUCCUCGAGUGUUCUUUUCAGGUCUUCCAGGGCAGAUUUUGGUGUUCUUGUCUGUGCCAAAAGGAACAACACAGGGCAUUGAAAGCAUUGACUUGUCAGACACAUAACUUGGUGUUGUGAGGUAAAAUGUACACUUACAUGUACCAAAGGGCUCUUUGAUAGUCACAUUUUGAUACGUUUUGUAAGAAGUGGGCAAACUGCCAUCACCUGUCCAUGUCUCGUGCCCCAGAAAAAAAUGACGUGCCUUGAAAAGUUCUGUCGUUCGUGUCCAUCCCACCAUUUGUACCUAACACACUCUGUGAUUGGCCAAAGUACAUCACAUGACACACGACCUUUAACCUGGAUGUAGUAAUUUUGACACUGGUACAUUUUGUACUCUGGUAUAUGUAAAGAAUUGCCAAUAUACAUUGUAAAAUGGACCAUGGAUAUCUGUAUCCACCCAAAGAAUUACUAUGCAAUAUCUUUUACUUGUUAGCCAGAAAAGUCGCCAAGACAUAUGUCAUAUAUUGUUAUUGUUAACAAAAAAGUGCUGGCAGGAGGUCUGAAUAGUGUUUGGGUAGGGAAACUUGUAUAUUUGUGUACAUAUGGAAAACUGUGCCCCUGCCAUGUUCUGUAUCUGAGACAGAGAGAGAAGCUACUAAUACUGAGAAUCCAUGACUUUUGUCAGAUGUUCCAAGCCCCCCAUUUUGAAAUUUGGGACUUGUUCGAGCGAUAUACUAAGUUGAAAAAAAUACAACGGAAAUGUAAAACAAUCCUAUGGAUGUCAAGUUGCCAUAGAUGCUGAGAUUUAGUAAGAGACGUUUGGCAAAAAGUGGAGGCCUUUGGUUGUGAGAUAAGAAAAGCUUUGGCUUGUUCGUGCCUGUAAGUUGUAAUUUCUCUGUAAAUCGACCUGGCAUUGCAAUGAUUUGAAAUCUUGAUGGAUUCAUCCUGAGUUGUAUUAAGUUGUGUUUUAGUUAUGAAGCAAACCUGAAGUUGCAAUCAAGAUUGAUGCUUACACCAUUGCAAGCACAGUUCACACUGUCCAAGACCACAUGAACCAUAAAAUCUGGUCUAUGUGGACUUAAUGGUUGUGUCAAUGGGAAAAUUGUCCAAGAUUUUGGUGGUCACAUUGGCCAAGUAAUUCCUAUGGUCAUAUGUACAGGUUUGAGACUGUAUUUCUUUUGACACUAAGUUGUUGCAAUGUGUUAAACUUUCAAUGUCCUUAGAAAAGAGGAUGACAUGAAAAGUUUGGUCAGUUGUGGUGGCAAAGUUGACAAUUGUUAAUUCUUACCUAUAGUACACAUGUAUGUCCUUUAGUUUCUUAUGGUGAAGCAUAAAUAAUACCUCAGAUGGUGUAAGAUUUUUGUACAAAGUGGGGGAGGCAGAUCUAUGUGCAAUGGAUGUGUAAAAUUGCCUGGGAUUGAACAUGUAACGUUACGUGUUCAUGUAAGUGUAGUUACUGUACAGAGGUGAGGAGGAAAAUAACUUAUUUGGAAAUAAAGGCAUUUCACUUAAUAGA
Molecule: messenger RNA, 5331 nt
Organism: Branchiostoma belcheri (Belcher's lancelet)
Lineage: Eukaryota; Metazoa; Chordata; Leptocardii; Amphioxiformes; Branchiostomatidae
Product: folliculin-interacting protein 2-like
Exons: 21
Coding region: 115-3456 (1113 amino acids)
Cellular component (GO): cytoplasm
Molecular function (GO): protein-folding chaperone binding; ATPase inhibitor activity
Source: RefSeq, a predicted model, not a curated record